Messenger RNA from Planococcus citri (citrus mealybug), 3917 nucleotides. RefSeq names its product ATP-dependent RNA helicase l(1)G0007. The coding region runs from base 195 to 3761 and encodes 1188 amino acids. The record is from RefSeq and is a predicted model, not a curated record. Gene Ontology annotation, biological process: mRNA splicing, via spliceosome. Gene Ontology annotation, molecular function: RNA binding; 3'-5' RNA helicase activity; ATP binding. The transcript is spliced from 18 exons. Lineage: Eukaryota; Metazoa; Arthropoda; Insecta; Hemiptera; Pseudococcidae. Gene Ontology annotation, cellular component: spliceosomal complex; intracellular anatomical structure.
AGUAAAAGUAUGAUAAAAAAGGAAAAUAUGGUGAUAAGAAAUCUGAAAACGAAAAUUUCUGAUGAAAUGAAAAUACUUUUAAAAUUAAUUGUAACAUGUAGACGCAGUAUUAUAGUAUUUAAUUAAUUUAUAAUAGUCUCUUGAAUCUUGGUGUAGUCGUAUAGUGUUAAUAAAUUGAACCCUGCAUCUCCAAAAUGAUGUUCGAUGAUGAAUGUGUCGACAAGUUGGAAGAAUUGAACGAAGAAACUGGUGGUUUGAUCAUCAAAAAGAAACCAAACCCUGUUGAAGCGUUUGAAUUUAAGGUACCAACAGCUCGACCAUCUUUAUUCGGACUUGACAAAUUAGCAGCACAAAAAAGAGAAGAAAGAGAAAAGCUCAAAGCUGAAAAUGAAAAGAAUCAGGAAAAUAACUCAGUGAAGAAAGUAGAUUUACGAAAAGGAGAUAGACACUAUCGCAAACCUUACGAUGAAACACCAACUCAUACCGGUGGUCUUUCCAAAGAGGCCAAAGAACGUCUCGACUACCAUGCUAGAAAAGAACGAGAUCGAGGUGUUUACGCGUCUACGAAGCAUAAAUCGUCUCGUGAACAACCUGAAAGAUCGCAUUCGCAUAGAGAUAGACGAGAAGAUAGUCGUGAUCGACGACACGAUCACCGAGAUCGAAGAGACGAUCGACAUCAUUCUAAGAGAAAACACGAUGAAUCCGAGCAUAAAUCGAAACGACAUGAAAGUGAACGAUAUCGUUCGUGGAGUAACACGCCUUCAAUUCGUUUUCAAGAUGCACCAUGGACGCCUAACAUGGAUGGAAGAGAAACACCGUCCAAAAGUUGGGACGAAGACGAGAAAAAUUAUUAUGGUAAAUCAGAAUGGGAUAGGCCCACACCACGAGUACACGAUCGUUACGGUGACGAAACACCUCGUCCUACUCCAGCUCAUAAAUACAACAAAUGGGCACCAAAUAGAAGAAAAACUGGAGCUACUCCGGCUACCGGUAGACAGGAAAUCAAAUGGGAAUCACAUGAAGAUAGAGAACAGUGGGAAGAGGAAGAAAUGAGAAUGGACCGAGAAUGGUAUCUAAUGGAUCAAGGUGUAGAUACAGAAAAUAAUGCAUUUGCCAAUAUUAGCGAAGAUUAUACUAAAAAGAAAGAAUUACAGUUGCAACAAAAUAGCAAAAAACGCAUGUCCGCUCAGCAACGUGAAAUCAGCAAAGAUAACGAAUUAUGGGAACGUAAUCGUAUGUUAACCAGUGGUGUCGUAUCAGCACUUCAUGCUGAUGAUGAUUUCGAAGAAGAGGCCGUUGCUAGAGUUCAUUUAUUAGUGCACAAUAUGGUACCACCUUUCCUCGAUGGUAGGAUUGUGUUCACAAAGCAACCUGAACCAGUCAUCCCAGUCCGAGAUCCUACUUCUGACAUGGCAAUGGCCGCUAGAAAAGGAUGUCUAUCAGUGCGAAGAUAUCGUGAACAAAAAGAACGUCGAAAAGGUCAAAAAAAACAUUGGGAAGUGGCCGGAACAGCUAUCGGUAACAUUAUGGGUGUUCAGAAAAAAGAAGACGAAGUAGAAACUGAAGAAGAAAUCAAGGAUUAUAAAACUAGUCAAAAAUUUGCCCAACAUAUGACUGAUAAAGUCGAAGCUAGUAGUGAUUUCGCUAAAAGAAAAACCAUUGCUCAGCAGAGAGAAUUUCUUCCAGCAUUUGCUUGCAGACAAGAUGUAUUAAAUGUUAUACGAGAAAAUAGCAUCGUAAUUAUUAUCGGCGAAACUGGAAGUGGUAAAACAACUCAGUUGACGCAGUAUCUACACGAAGAAGGAUAUACUAAAAAUGGUAUGAUUGCGUGUACUCAACCUCGACGUGUAGCUGCGAUGUCUGUCGCGAAACGUGUCUCUGACGAGAUGGGAACUGCUCUAGGGGAUGAAGUCGGUUAUGCUAUACGUUUUGAAGAUUGUACUUCCGAAAAAACUGUGAUAAAAUAUAUGACAGACGGUAUUUUGUUGCGAGAAUCACUACGAGAUUCAGAUUUAGAUAAUUAUAGUGCAGUUAUCAUGGACGAAGCUCACGAAAGAUCGUUAAAUACCGAUGUACUUUUCGGUAUACUUCGAGAAAUCGUAUCUCGAAGACAAGAUUUAAAAUUGAUCGUUACCUCGGCCACUAUGGAUGCUACAAAAUUUGCAAAUUUUUUCGGUAACGUUCCUACAUUUAGAAUACCAGGAAGGACAUUCGCUGUCGAAUUAUUUUACAGUAAAAAGAACGUCGAAGAUUACGUAGACGCUGCGGUUAAGCAAGCAUUAGAUGUGCAUUUACGGCAAAAUGAAGGCGAUAUUUUAAUAUUUAUGCCUGGUCAAGAAGAUAUCGAAGUCACCUGCGAAGUUUUAGCUGAAAAAAUUCAAGAAAUAGACGAUGCUCCUGCUCUACUCAUUUUACCUAUUUAUUCUCAACUACCUUCCGAUCUACAAGCUAAGAUUUUCCAAAAAGCUGAAGAUGGUUUAAGAAAAUGCGUGGUAGCUACUAAUAUCGCCGAAACGUCUCUAACCGUUGACGGUAUCAAGUAUGUAAUCGAUUCGGGAUAUUGUAAAUUAAAAGUGUACAAUCCACGUAUCGGUAUGGAUGCGUUACAAGUGUAUCCUGUUAGUCAAGCGAACGCAGAACAACGUAAAGGUCGUGCUGGACGUACCGGUCCUGGAAUGUGUUACAGAUUAUACACUGAACGUCAAUUUAAAGAGGAAUUACUUGCUGGUACAGUACCAGAAAUUCAAAGAACUAAUUUAGCCAAUACCGUUUUGUUACUGAAGUCUUUAGGAGUACAAGAUUUAUUACAGUUUCACUUUAUGGAUCCCCCGCCUCAGGAUAAUAUUUUGAAUUCUCUGUAUCAAUUAUGGAUACUCGGAGCUCUCGAUCAUACUGGUAAUUUAACACCUUUGGGAAGACAAAUGGCAGAAUUUCCUUUAGAUCCUCCGCAAUGUCAAAUGUUAAUCGUAGCCUCCAGCAUGGGAUGUACAGCCGAGAUAUUAAUUAUUGUUUCCAUGUUAUCUGUGCCGUCAAUAUUCUAUCGUCCUAAAGGAAGAGAAGAAGAAGCGGAUGGUGUGAGAGAAAAAUUCCAAGUACCGGAAUCUGAUCAUUUAACAUACUUGAAUGUAUACAUUCUGUGGAAACAGAACAAAUACUCGUCCAACUGGUGUAAUGAACAUUUUAUCCAUAUAAAAGCGAUGAGGAAAGUGCGAGAAGUACGACAACAGUUGAAAGAUAUCUUGGUUCAGCAGAAAAUCGACAUUAUAUCGUGCGGUAACGAAUGGGAUAUUGUUAGAAAAUGUAUCUGCUCAGCUUAUUUCCAUCAAGCAGCUAGAUUAAAAGGUAUUGGAGAGUAUGUAAAUUGUCGAACGGGUAUGCCUUGCCAUUUACAUCCUACCUCAGCAUUAUACGGCAUGGGUUUCACGCCAGAUUACGUUGUGUAUUAUGAAUUGAUCAUGACUACGAAAGAAUAUAUGCUUUGCGUUACUGCCGUUGAUGGACACUGGUUAGCUGAACUUGGACCUAUGUUCUUCUCCGUGAAGGAAACUGGUAGAAGUGGAUCAGCUAAAAAGAAACAUGCUCUCGAGCACAUGCAAGAAAUGGAAAGUCAAAUGAAAUCCGCGCAAGAAGAAAUUAUCGCCCGGAAAGAAGAAGAAGAGAAGAGAGCUCUCGCUAGUAUUAGAAAAACUGAAAUCGUCACUCCUGGACUGUCGGAUCCUAAAGCAACUCCAAGGAGAACACCGGCCAGAUUAGGGUUAUAAUUUUAUAAACGUCCUUUUCAUGUUUGUAAUGUAAUUUCGACAAUUUCGUUGAUAUUUAUUAAUACAUUUUGUAAUGUUAUUUCAGCAAGUUUUUGCUUUUUCCCUCUGUAUGAAUGAUCAUAAUGUGAAUUUUUUAAUAAAGAAUAAUUUAAUAUU